Molecule: messenger RNA, 3075 nt
Organism: Polyodon spathula (Mississippi paddlefish)
Lineage: Eukaryota; Metazoa; Chordata; Actinopteri; Acipenseriformes; Polyodontidae
Product: transmembrane protein 8B-like
Exons: 13
Coding region: 84-2498 (804 amino acids)
Cellular component (GO): plasma membrane
Source: RefSeq, a predicted model, not a curated record
UGCAAUAACUGAAAAUGGGGAAAACCUCAGUAAUAUAAAAAUCAUCUCCGUGCUUUCUGGAGGUAUCGAUUUAGUUUACCAAGAUGUGGCGGCUGGGAGGUCUUGGUUGGGAUGCGGGCUGCGCACAGCUCCUGUUGCUUGUUUGCCCCUUUCUCAUCUCUCUCGGAGAUUGUCUUUUCGUGACUGAUUAUUUUACCCGAACGCCUCGAAAACUGAAUGCAUUCCGGUCAUUUGCCAGUGUGGAGCUGUUCCAUUUUAAUAUGCCUGAUGACACAGUGGUUGCUGUCUGGAACCUUAUCACGUUUAAAGAACAAGGCGGCACAUUCGGAGACAGCUGCCCUGACCGUAACGUCACUGUGUAUUUCAGAUCUGGAGCACCACCUGUUAUCAACCCUUUUCACACUAGUUUUCCAAAGGACACCAUUGUCCCGGGAUCAUUUGCAGUGACCCUAACUUGGACUCUGCCUAACAGAACCACAGGGGUGUUCAAUAUUACCAGCCCCGUGCCUGGAGACUGGUUCCUUGCUGCACAUUUACCCAAGGAUGAAGGAAAGAUUUCUAUCAAGGGGCUCUAUGAAGAAUGCCAAUACCUCUUUCAACCCCAAUUAAUUGUGCAGAGAUUGAUUGGUAUUCCUGUCCUUUAUCCUGGAUACUUGGUAGAUCAGAUGAUCCCAGUUCACAACAAAUCCGCUCUCUAUAAAGUGUACAUUCCCAAUUACAGCUCCAGAAUCAAGGUGCAGCUUAAGGGCUGCAGAAUUAGUAACAGAACUAUGGAGAGCUGCCCUGUCAUUCUGAAAAUAAGAGCGAAGGCACCCCCUCUGCAUAACUCAACAUACAUUGACUGUAAAGAUCGCAUGAGCUGUGAGCUGGAGACUAAGCUUCCCUUUUGGGAACACUGGUACUAUAUCUUGCUUGACAAAUACAUUGGGAAUGUCAACUUUUAUUUCCGGAUUCAAGUUCAAGUGAAAGAUUGUUCCAAGCCCAGUAUUGCAAGAAGCAGCUCCCCAAACUCAGCCCUCAACAUGCCCCAGUCAUUUGGCUUUCCAACGGGCUUGUCCCUCACAGAUUCCCUACCCGCCGCUGGUUUACCUCCAAUGAUGCAGAACAUCUCAGAGAGUACCCCCUUUGUAAAUGAAGACACUGGCACUCAUCUGCUGCCUAGUUCUGACAUGGAUACAUGUUGGCCAAUAAGGCCAACUCUUCGGAACGAGCUGGACACUUUCUCUGUUCAUUUUUAUAUAUUUUUUGGACCAAAUAUCUCCAUCCCUCCAAACAGAGCAGCAGUGUUUGCAAUUAACCUGAUGCCUGUUCUAGACAGUGGUGGGGUUUUAAACCUGGAGCUUAAAUUAAAUGUGUCCUCAGUGAUGAGAGAAAAUGUGACAGUGUUUGGCUGUUUGAAUCACGGGACGCCCCUAACAUUAGCCGACAAUUCCACUGUGAGCUGCGAGUCAGAGUUCUCUGCAGGAUUUGUGUUGUCUGUCAAUACCACCUCGAACAUCACCAAGCUAAGGAUUCCAUACCCCCAGACUGGCACCUGGUACCUGAGUUUGCGCUCUCUCUGUACAACAGACCAUGGGUUUGCUGUAUGCAGUAAUGUGACAGCUGAAGUGUAUUUGAGGUCUUAUCUUACACCUUGUAUCAAUGACUGCGGGACAUACGGACAGUGUAAACUUCUUCGCACAAAUAAUUUCCUGUAUGCAGCCUGUGAGUGCAAAGCAGGGUGGGAUGGCUGGGGCUGCACUGAUAACUCAGUGGCAUACUCCUAUGGAUUUCAACUUCUGUCCACUCUGCUGCUCUGUCUUAGUAACCUGAUGUUUGUCCCUCCUGUUGCUAUAGCCAUUCGGAGUCAUUGCUUGCUUGAGGCUUCUGUCUACAUUUUCACCAUGUUCUUUUCUACUUUUUACCAUGCCUGUGACCAGCCUGGGGUUGUGGUUUUCUGCAUAAUGGAAUAUGAUGUUCUGCAGUUCUGUGAUUUCCUGGGCUCACUCAUGUCUGUCUGGGUCACUGUUAUAUCUAUGGCAAGGCUGCAAUCCAUCAUCAAGCAGGUCCUCUACUUACUGGGUGCUAUGGUGCUUUCUAUGGCCCUGCAGCUUGACAGACAUGGACUAUGGAAUCUCCUUGGACCUAGCAUUUUUGCCUUGGGGAUAAUGGCUAUUGCUUGGACUGUACGGACAAUCAGAAGACGCCGCUGCUACCCACCCACCUGGAAGCGUUGGGUUUUCUACCUCUUCCCUGGCACUGUGAUCGCCACCUCGGCUGUGGCGCUGUAUGCCUUUGUGGAGACCGAGGAGAACUACUUCUACAUCCACAGCAUCUGGCACAUGCUGAUUGCUGGUAGUGUUGGCUUCCUGCUUCCCCCACGUGCCAAACAUGAUAACAAGGUCCCACCUAUUCAAAGGAGGAGAGGGUGUGGCUACCAGCUGUGUGUCAACGAGCAUGAAGAAAUGGGCUUGGUUGAUCCAGCCGUUGUGUCCAUUAACAGCAUCUGUACAAGUUGAUAUCCUUGGCUUUAGAGACUCAUAUUGCCUUCUAUUAUGAAAACAGGAAACAAAGCCAGACAACUGAAGAACAUUGUAAAUAACCUACAAGGAUUUGUUUUUUAAUAUUAUUUAUUAAUGAUUUAAUUUUUUUUUGGCAAAGUAUAACUGUUUUUACAGUGUUAUUUCUUUAAUUUAAGCUAACCACUGCUGCUAUUUUCACAGUGACUGUAAAACACUACUUUAUUAUUAUUCUUGUUAAUGUGUUUUACUACUAGGUUAAAAAUAUAUAGACCAAAUGUUUGACUCUUAUUUGGAAACACAGGCACGGCUUUCCUUUUGGAUAUCUCUUUUUUCAAUGCACCAGCCGUCACAAUGUUUUAAAGUAAAGUUUUGUUCUGUAGUAUGUUUGAUAGUCUGUGGGAUUGCAGUUUAUUGCUUCUGCGGGUGUUGCUGUACUUGUGAUGUUGUGCUGGAUAUGGGAAGGCAGCUGCCUCCACACAGAAAUAUUGCGGCUUUGUUUCAGAGUGCCCAGAAAGGGUUUAUAUGGUGUGCUGAUGCUGACUGGAUCUCCUCUGCGUUAUAAUGGUAACAGUGA